CUGCUCCUUGCUGCUGCUUUCACUUAGUUGCCUGAGUCACUGCUUUGCAGCCUGGCGCUCGCUCACACACUCACACUCACUCACACACACACACACACACACAAAUCUUUGACAUUUUUCACAUUUUUCAUGAAGAAGGAAGAAGUUAGGAGCGGCCCGGGGCUUGCAAAAUAAAAUCCUCAUAAUAAUCCAAACUCUCCCAGCGUUGUGCUCUGCAAAAGUGACUCGCUCUGAAUCGAGAGAGCUCUUGGGUUUAGUGCCUCGAGUUUUGUUUUCCUUCCCCCCUUUUCUUUUCCUCUAAAAGAUGAAAGAAGGAAUGUUCUUUUUUGCUGCUUCUUCCCCUUCUCCAGAGCUGCUGCUGCUGCUGGUUAAUUGCACAUUCAAGUGGAAAAUUUUCGGGAGUCAGCAGAAAUAUUGUAUCCAAAAAAGACAAAGUCGCAGUUACAACAAAACCGAAGAGAUUGUCCCUGGAAAACUUCCUUUCGGUUUAUUUUCUUUAAGACUCCAGGCUUAGGCUUGGAGACCCCAGCCACCAUCAUUGAGCCCAGCAGCUGGAGCGGCAGCGAAAGCCCUGCCGAAGACAUUGAAAGAAUGAGUGAUUCUGCAGAUAAACCUAUUGACAAUGAUGCAGAAGGUGUCUGGAGCCCUGACAUUGAACAGAGCUUUCAGGAGGCUCUAGCUAUCUAUCCACCAUGUGGGAGGAGGAAAAUCAUCUUAUCAGAUGAAGGCAAAAUGUAUGGUAGGAAUGAAUUGAUAGCCAGAUACAUCAAACUUAGAACAGGGAAGACACGGACCAGGAAACAGGUGUCUAGUCACAUACAGGUCUUAGCAAGAAAGAAAGUUCGAGAAAUUCAAGCCGCCAUUAAGGUGUCUAGUCACAUUCAGGUUCUUGCCAGAAGGAAAUCUCGUGAUUUUCAUUCCAAGCUGAAGGUAACAAGCAUGGAUCAGACUGCAAAGGACAAGGCACUUCAGCACAUGGCAGCAAUGUCAUCCGCUCAGAUAGUAUCAGCUACUGCUAUACACAACAAGUUGGGCCUGCCAGGAAUUCCCCGUCCUACAUUUCCUGGUGCACCUGGGUUUUGGCCAGGAAUGAUACAAACAGGGCAGCCGGGAUCCUCACAAGAUGUAAAGCCAUUCGUUCAGCAGGCCUAUCCUAUUCAGCCAACAGUCACAGCUCCCAUUUCAGGGUUUGAGCCUGCAUCAGCUCCAGCACCCUCAGUUCCCGCUUGGCAGGGUCGAUCCAUUGGUACAACCAAACUCAGACUGGUGGAAUUCUCAGCUUUUCUUGAACAACAGAGAGACCCAGAAUCAUACAACAAACACCUCUUUGUGCACAUUGGACAUGCCAACCAUUCUUACAGUGACCCGUUGCUUGAAUCGGUGGACAUUCGUCAGAUUUAUGACAAAUUUCCUGAAAAGAAAGGUGGUUUAAAGGAACUGUUUGGAAAGGGCCCCCAAAAUGCCUUCUUCCUAGUAAAAUUCUGGGCUGACUUAAACUGCAACAUUCAAGAUGAUACAGGAGCAUUUUAUGGAGUAACUAGCCAAUAUGAGAGCUCAGAAAACAUGACAAUCACCUGUUCCACCAAAGUCUGCUCAUUUGGAAAGCAAGUAGUAGAAAAAGUAGAGACGGAAUAUGCAAGGUUUGAGAAUGGCCGGUUUGUGUACAGAAUAAACCGCUCUCCAAUGUGUGAAUAUAUGAUCAACUUCAUACACAAGCUCAAGCAUUUACCAGAAAAAUAUAUGAUGAACAGUGUAUUGGAAAAUUUUACAAUUUUGUUGGUUGUAACAAACAGGGAUACACAAGAAACCCUACUCUGCAUGGCUUGUGUAUUUGAAGUUUCGAACAGUGAACAUGGAGCACAACAUCACAUCUACAGGCUUGUAAAGGACUGAGCAGUUAUUUAUAUACACACUUCAUAACACUUCUUUAUCAAAAACACAGACUGUAAACCUCAACACUAAGUGGCAGUGCCUCUGGUCCAGCUUUCACCCACAUUUUUCUAAAUCCUGUUUUAGUGAAGUCAUUUUUAAUGUGUUCAUCUAUAAUUGUAGCUGUGAAAUUCUGGUACAGUUGUAAAAAAUUCUUUCUAAAACUAAGUGUUCUUCAAAUUUGUAAACGACAGUUCUUUGGGAAGACUGUAUUUAAGAACCUAAUGCCUUUGUCUGUGGAGGCUUAUUUUUAAUUGUGAUAGAAAAAUGUAAGACAGAGCAUUUGCCAUGGGGAAAACUUACAGCAUUUAUAAGAAUUUAUUUAGGGUUUUGUUUUGUUUUUUCCAAAAUAAAAUACUUAUUUUACGAUGCAAAUGAAAUUGAAAUGAAUCUUUAACUAUAACUGUAAAUUAGUACACAAAGUUAAUAAUCUUUAUAGAAUUAUCUUUGUAACUAAUUAGAGUGGAAGAUGCGGACGAAUGUAAUUCACUAAAUUAUUUUUUAAAAUGAAACAUUUUUUCUGUUUGAAACCAAAUGAUAAAUAUAGCCUUAAGAAAUGCCUGAUAGAAACAAGCAGGUCCUAAAAUUAGGCAAAUUUUGUAUUUUUUUUCUCAAUGUUAAAACUAAUCUUCUAAUUCAUUAAACUUUCCAACAGGUAUUGCAGAGAAAGAGAACAUCAUCCCUUAUACUUAACGUAUCUAGUGUAUUUUUAAAAAUAUAAAGUUGUGUUGUACUAAUAUGGAAAUUUGAUUAUUUAAUGAAAAAAUGAUGGCUCAUUUUGCAAUAAGUAGGUAAAUACUGAAAAUUUAGACUUACAUUUUAUGUAGUCUUGUAUGUGCAGUUAUAUUUUAUACGGACAACUAUAUUUUUUGUUGAGUGAAAAAUUUGCAAUACCGAAAUUAACAAACAUAGGGGGAAACAAUUGACAUUAUUACUGCAUUGCGAAUAAUCUGUAAACUGCAAGCUAGAAAAAGUAAUGUGGUUGAGAGAAGAAUACGUAGGCCAGUAAAAGCCUCAUCAGCUUUAAUGUCAUAGGGAUGCUAGAAAAUCACAACCAUCAUCAGGCAAAACAGAUUUGAAGGGUUAUGUUCUUCCUUUUCUCAUUCUUCAUGAUGUUCCGGCACAUAUAUUAUCCCAGUUCUGUCUCCAGCAAGACAUGGUGCAUUUAGUACUAGUAGGCAGGGCAUGUAGGACACACCCAUCAAUACCACUUAGGGUCUGAUUGCCUUUCACAUCCAGAAUACAGAUGUGCAGUGUUCAUCCCUCUGAUUAAUAAACUGAAAAGUAGGUAGUUCAGAGAAGAUUCUAUCAUAGAGUGAAUUGAAGAGAUUUUAAUGCUAGUAAGGAUUAAAAAUGUAGUCAUGGGUGUGAAUGGUUUUCUGGGAUACACACGUAUCCCAUGUUCUCUGAUUCUUAUUGGCACAGAAAUGAGGAGAAAUGGGUUAUAAUGGGAAAUAACUAGGCUAAAACAAUGCAAUCUGUUUGGCAAACCACAAAUCCUAACAGGACAUAUCAAACACAGGUUACAAGAUAAGAUGCAUGGCUGCUGCAAACAUCCAAAAACCACAUUUUUAAGAUUUAAUGGAGAUAUCCUAUUUCCUAGAGCUGGAAGGGACUUUGAAAGGUCAUCGAGUCCAGCCCCCUGCCUUCAUUAGCAGGACCAAGUACUGAUUUUUCCCCAGAUCCUUAAGUGGCACCCUUAAGGAUUGAACCCCUCAAGGAUUUAACUCACAACCCUGGCUUUAGUAGGCUAAUGCUCAAACCAUUGAGCUAUCCUUCCACUCAUGAUUAAGACACAGAAAUGUGUUUCAACAGUUCCUUUCUCAGCUGCAGUUUUCAGGCAUGUGCCUAUGUGUAAUUAGAAUUUGCCUCCAGGUAUAAUAUAUUGGUUACAGUUCUAAUUUUUAUGACACUGUCAUUCUAAAAAGUGCCCUCAGUUAUAGCCGCAUAAAUAUAGAUGAAGAUUCUUAGUCAGUAUACUGGCUAGAAGAGCAAUCAGUAUUUGUAAUGUGCAGCAAGUUGUGGGUUGUUGUAUGCUUGCCUUUCAUUGUGUUAAUCUUUAAUACUGUUAGGAUUUACAUUAGAGGAAGGGGCCAGCAUCUGGGGGGGAGGGGUUUGAAAUUCCUUAGGCUAUAAAACAUCUGAUCUGUCUAACUAUAAAAGGUGGGUGAUUGCUGUGAUGUCUAGCUGGCAUAUUAUCCACUUGAGGAUAUUAGAGCUGAUGAAUCUUUUAGUUGUUUGUAUUCUGUGAAGCAUAAAAUUUGAUGUCCAUGUCAUACAGUCUCUUAAUACGUUUAUAACACUAACAAUCACAUCAAGAAAAGCACUGCAUUGUAACAGCCUAACGGUAGCUCUUUAUUCUAAGCACUUGGUGUUACAAGUCAAAAACUACUUCUUUUGUUUUGUUCUAAAGUUGUCUCUUAUUUAGGUUUUUGAAUUGUGAUUUUGAUGGAUUUUUUUAUAACAAAUUCUUUGAGGAGUAUAAAAUAUAGAAUUCAGUUUGCAAAACCAGGUACAGAUUUUUUAUACAAUCUGGCACAUUACAUAUGUCGUAACUAUAGGGUAUAAAAAGUCACAGUGUUUAUUGGUGUUCACAUUUGUAACGUUAGGAAAAAGAUUUGCAUUGUCUUUAUUUUACACUUAUGUAAAUGAUCUAAACCCUGCACAUGUUCAUUCUUAAAAGCCUUAAGUCCUUCAAAUGUAUAUCGUGGAGUGUGUAGUCCAAAAGGCUGCCUGUAAACUGUGAGCUCUUUUGUAAGCUGGAAGAAUUUAUCUUAUUACUGUUACUUUUUCUAGGAACUUUUUAAUUCAGAGCUGCCAAAGCAUUACAAUAUGCAGUGCCUUAGUGUUGUAUUAGAAAUACCUUUAGCCUUUUACAUCAGUUUGAUAUGUUGUUUUAUUAAUUGGUUCCGUUUUAAAAAAAAAUCUGUUCCCCCUCCACAGAGAAGCUCUUUGACUACUUGGUCUAAACUUUCAGCAUAAGUCAGUCCCAUUAUUACACAAUUAAAUGUCUAUACCAAAAUGAAAGGUUACAACUUCAUAGUUUUCUGUGAAAAAUGAAUUGUACUAAUAAUGCUGCCUUUUUAAAUUUCAUGACCAAAUACUUAACUAUUUGUGACUCUUCUGCACUCUAGCAUGAAAGUGCCUUUGGUUUGAAAUUCCAGCUUAGAAAAGUGCUGCCAUAAUAACGACUAUUUGUAGAGAGACCAAAAAUAUUAAGUGAUCACCAUAAUGCCUUUGGUUUAUUGGAAUAAGUCAAAACUACAGGCCUCCAUUCACGAAAGAGCAUCAUUUAUGCUAAUGUCAUUUUGCAAAUCACCAGAUUGCAUAAUGCUGGAAAAUAAUCUAUAUGCCAUUUAACUGUUUGACAUAGUUUUGCAACAUUGUAACCCAGCGACUGAUUUGUUUAUAAUAUAAAAAUGAUCAGUGAUUCACCUUUUUCAUCUUUUCAUCCAGUCUUGCAUCUGAGUAAUGUGACGUCCAUAUAAACGACCGAAUUUCAGACAGUGGAUAAAUGUGACUUUAUUAUUCUAUUCUGAUAAAUAUUUCAGUAUCUGUGAAGGUUUCUUCUGUAUCCUAAUUUUGCACUUAUUUUGUUUACAAAGUCAAGUGUUCUGAAAGUCAGAUGCAUAAAAUUUGAGAUGAAAGUGCAGAACAAAAAUUAAUUGGAGUAAAUGUAAUUUGACAUGUGCUUAUUAGCAUCAAAAUGUUAAGCAUGAGCACUGUUAGGUGAAGGUGCUGUAUGGAAAACUGCGUGCAGCACCAUUCCAAACUGUUUUUUUCCAAGCACUGUCAUAGUGCAGCUCCUUUAAAUAAUGUGUCUGCUUUUGACACAUUCUGUGAAUUGGGGCCAUAGUGUACACUAGAAGUGAAAUUGACAGGAAGAGGAGCAAGAUUUAAAAAAAAAAGAACAAAUAUCAGGCAAACCAAAAGCUGGCAAAUGGAUUAUAUAGUUGUGAAUACAAUUUUAAUGUGAUUUUUAAAUAUUUGAUGAAAACUAAGAUUAACUUUUUAUAUAUAAAUAUUGUGACACUAUAUGGUAAAUAUUGUGAUAAUUCAAGUUCCCUGUCUCUAAAAUACUUUUUUUUUUAUUCCUUCAAGGUCUAAAUCUCAUUUACCUUCCUCACACAAAUAGCCCUGUUGAACUCAAUGAGGCUGGGAAAGGUAAAGAGGAUUUGGCCCCCAAAGUACAGCAUGUGUUUACAGUUAUUAAAUAUAACUGCUGGGAGAAAGAUUUCAUAACAAUUGUGAUGAACAAUAGUUUAUUGCGAAGGCAAUUUAAUCCUAUUAUUUACUAUCGCAUUGUACAGAAGUUCAAAUAAGAAUAAUGGUACCAUUUUUGGCAGUUCAGAAAUUACUACUAACAUGUAGUUUUACUUACUUGAAUUCCAAAAUGAUUUAUUUAGGUACUGUACCACUAUUUUAAAGAAGUUACACAUUUUAUGCUUGUUUCCCCACUUUCCCAUUCUACUGUAGCUACAGCCAGUCAUUUUGGCAAUAGCUCCACACUCAACAAACUCACUGGUUUCUAUGCUCUUAAUGAAAGAACGAAAGGGUGUCUGUUAACAUUAAAUGCAAGUAACUGACAAAUAGAUGUCAGAUAUAACAUUUGACAAGCUGAUUCGUUUCUAUUUAUUUUCCCAUUCUAAUUCCUAGACAUGCUUGCUUUUCCAUCAAGUUUUACUGGAUCAUUCAGACCCAGGAAUGUUUGAUGUAAUAUUUAACAUGCCCCACAUUAAUACAUGUAAUACCCAGUCACUCAACAUACAUGGUAGUAGAUUCCAGUUUCUCAGGAUGAUUUUUUCCCCCUAUCUUUCAUUAUAAGAUUUUUUUUUAACCCCCUGAAAAGCUUGAGGCUAAGUAAUUCAGAGUACAAAAAAUACUUUGGAAAUCUUGGUCUCUAACUUUUCAGGUCAAACUUGCUGAGAUUAUGUGAUUAGUUUUACUGUGUAAAUUAACUCUUAAAUGCACUCAGCUGACAAAGAAAAGAUGUGUCCCUGUUACCUCCUUACAAAAUGUGUGUGUUUGUUUUUUGUUUUUUUUAUGGGCCUCUUCGCUUCAGGCUCUUGACUGCAGACAAAAAAUACAAUAUGUGCCUGAAAAGAAAGACAAAAGAAUUUUAUAACAUUAAAAACCUGAAUAGCCUUUAAUUCUUCAAUAUCAGUACAUUUUAUGUAAAACUGUUUUGGUUUUUUUGCCAUGUGCAUUUGUUCACAUUUGUAAAUGACUUAAUGGAAUUCUCACUUUAUGUUUAUUUGUGUAAUGUGUAUAAACUGGGUUUGUGACUUAAGCAUAUUCAUAUAUGGUCAGUGGUUACUUUAAUAUUGUACUGCUGCUGGUAACUUUUGAUGUAGAACCUGCCUUUUGAUGAUAAAGUACCUCUUGAUUAGACAGGGAGGGAAAACUCUGAUAAAAGUGAAUGUUCUCAAAUGUUUUUUUUAUUAACAUAUUUGCAGAAGCUUUCAAAAGGAGUUUCAGUCAAACCUCUUGGCAGUACAGUAAUCUUGUAUUUGUUAUUGUCUGUGUGUAGGUACUGGUACCUUUUUUGUUUAAAAAUGUUUUAAGUGUUGGCUUUAAAGUGACUUUAUCUUUAGUAUGAUAGUAAUAUGAAAAUUAUAGGUUUUGUGUGCAGAGAAUUUUUUUAUAAAGUGCUUUGUAAAAAAAAAUGUAUUCUAGCUUUUGCGGUACAUAUGUGUGAUAACUUUAAUAUCCAUGACAGUUAAGUGCAAUUAUUUCAUCACUCUAAAAAUGCUAUUUUUGUGUCGGUUACUGCAGGUGUUUUCAUGUCUUUGCAACGUGACACAUUUUGAUGCCUUCUUGAUAAAGUGGUAGAAUUUUUGUAGCUUUCUAGAAACUUUGUAUUCAUACAGUAUCGAUUGAAAAUAAAGAAAAUGAAAGUGUUUGGUGCAUUA
This is a messenger RNA of Chrysemys picta bellii (western painted turtle), 7841 nucleotides long. Lineage: Eukaryota; Metazoa; Chordata; Testudines; Emydidae. The record is from RefSeq and is a predicted model, not a curated record.